CGGAUAACGCGGUAAGCAUCCGGAUUACAGAGAUCCUAUUGCACGUGACGGCCACGACCACCGUCGCAGGCCGCCGCGGUCGUCGGCAAAUGCAGAUCUACGCAAGCUGUCCACACAAGUGCCAUUGGAAUCACACCAAGAUGCAUACAAGAAGUUCUUCCCCAAGCCACGCGCAGCUUCCCCGUUCGGGUUCGGUCGGGCAGCGUACAUAGAACACGCAAUUUCGCGGUGCGCUCGAUAUCACUCUGAACAGGAGGCAACGCCGAGCACCACCAAGCAUGAACUCAUCCCACUCAACUUCAGUAUCCUUGUGCAGCACGUCCCGCGUACUCGGAAGUGUUUUUGUCACAUCGCCAUGGCCACCACACAACCCAUCGCCGCCGUGGACCUCCCUCGCGACGCUUGCCCGUUUCGGAGAUAACCGGAGGUUGUCCGGAUAAUGUUCAUCAUUUGGCACCGAAUUGGAGGGAAAGUCGCGGCGCACUUUGGAGGUUGGACCGGCGAAGGCGAUGAGCACCGACACCAAAUGGAAUUGGAAAGAAAUAUGCAGCACCAAGCAAGAAAAGGUUGAAAGGCAAGCUUCGGCCCCGCUGCCUGCUACGGGCGGGGUCAUGCACAGCAGCGGUAGUACGGUAAUGGCCACCAACAAGAGAGCGAAAACAGCGCACAGAGCACCAGGUCUGACACCAGAGCAGAAGCGCGCAGCAUCACACGCGAAAUACGGUGUCGGUCCGUCCCGAGACUCUCUUGAUACAGCACGUCGACGAGACGAAUUGACCGCAAAUUUCCACGAGUACAGCAACCCAGAGAUGACUGUGCCAAACAACGACAAAUUCCGCAUCUACAACCCUGGCGUGUCGUCUUCGACGACUGCAAGCAGCACGAACGACCGUCAUGUGGCGGAAGAAUUUUCAGGACUUCGUAUCAAGUCCCGUCUCGUGCCGGCCGAGGUCAUGCGGGAACAAAUGGAUGGCCGGCAGAUGAUCCAACUGGCCAAGCUGGAGACAUCGCGGCGACAAGAUCUCGAGAACACUCAGGUUGAUUGGGUCACGAUCGGCGUCAUGACGAGAGCCAAUCUGUCCAAAGCCGCGUCCGGCGCGCCGUUCGUCGUGUGGACGUUGUCCGACCUGGAGACGUCGAUGGCGUCGCUGUUUCUAUACGACGACGCAUACAAUAACCACUGGAGAGAAGCCGAGGGAAGCAUCGUGGCCGUGAUCAAUCCGGCCGUGUUGCCAGCGAACGAAGCGGGCAAGUUUGCGCUGAGCAUUCGCAGCGGGCUCAAUGUGGUCAAGCUUGGCACGUCCAUGGACUUUGGAAUAUGCAAGAGCCUUACAGCUGGCGGCAGACAGUGCAAAAUCCCCAUUAAUGUUACCAUGGGCGACUACUGCGUCGUCCACGUCGCGGCAAAGUUCAAAGCCGCGGGCAAAGGCCGCCAGGAACUCAACGGUGCCGGAACAUUUCGUACCGACUUGUUUCGAAAUGGCGACAGUGUCCGCAACGUAUCGGCGGGGACGUAUGCGCCCAAGCCGUCGAAGCAUGAUCCAGCCAAGCGGAAACGGGACGCCCGCAUGAUGUUAGUCCCGACGACACAAGUAGAUGCCGUGGGCCACGUCAACACAUUUCAACCCACUUCCAAAUCAUCCGCUGGUGGGGCUGCGCCUGCCCUUGCUCCUGAAUUUGUACGGAAGGCCGACCAGUCCGCAUCCAUGGAGCAAUUGCGCAGUGCGAUUCGCGAUACUUCGUCACAGAACCAAUCGUCUGGCGUCCCAUCAAAGAAGUCGCUCGUGGCGAAGAUCCUCGGCGUGGGAAGCGGUGCCAAAAAGGUCAACAUGAUGGCGAUGUUGAUGAAGCCGUCCGUGUCUGGGCAUGCCGGCGCAUCCCAACCCUUUCCUGCAUCCAAAUCCCUCCAAGCCGCAGCACCGUCCAUAGCCCCAUUGACCACACUUUCUCGCACAAGUCGGCCUGUUCCAGGAUCCACUAGCCAACGAGUGCAAAACCGACUGACACAAUCCCCAUCGAACCGGCGAGUGGCAUCGUUGCGAGCGAGCGGCAUGCUGCUCGAGUAAUCCAUGCUCGAGUCACCACAAAGCGGUGAGCAACGUUGCGUUCGAGUUUCGGCAGGAGACGUCACGACAUGCAGAUCCAUGUCGAGUUGUAGCGCACAAGCUAGUCAGCGAGAAGGGAUUUGUCAAGCAGGGGACGUGGCGGGCAGGUUGACUGAAAUGGGCACCUGGCCACGCUUGCAAGCCUUGGCAACUACAUUCAAGCUGAUGGACUUCCCAUGGAACACCAGAUCGCUUGUGUCUUGAAACAAUCCGAACGACUUGACUCGUGUGACGUUGC
Molecule: messenger RNA, 2343 nt
Organism: Aphanomyces invadans
Lineage: Eukaryota; Oomycota; Saprolegniomycetes; Saprolegniales; Verrucalvaceae
Exons: 5
Coding region: 510-2066 (518 amino acids)
Biological process (GO): DNA replication initiation; DNA replication
Cellular component (GO): nucleus; replication fork protection complex
Molecular function (GO): DNA replication origin binding; single-stranded DNA binding
Source: RefSeq, a predicted model, not a curated record